Messenger RNA from Melozone crissalis (California towhee), 2082 nucleotides. It is a transcript of the gene FUNDC2, whose product is annotated as FUN14 domain containing 2. The transcript has 5 exons. Lineage: Eukaryota; Metazoa; Chordata; Aves; Passeriformes; Passerellidae. Gene Ontology annotation, cellular component: mitochondrial outer membrane. Bases 55 to 513 code for a protein of 152 amino acids. Gene Ontology annotation, biological process: autophagy of mitochondrion. The record is from RefSeq and is a predicted model, not a curated record.
CCCGCUCCCGGUGACGCGCGCCGUGCUCGCGCCUGCGCGGAGCGCAGCGGCGUCAUGGCGGUGCCGGGCGGAGGUGCCAAGGACGACACAUUCAACGUGCUGGACCUGGCGGAGUACACCAAGAACCGGCCAUGGUGGCGCAAGAUGUUCGCCCCCAGCUCGGGGUCGAGCGCUGAGAAGUACAAUGUGGCCACGCAGCUGGUGAUCGGAGGGGUCACGGGAUGGUGUACUGGAUUCCUCUUCCAGAAGGUUGGAAAGCUGGCAGCGACAGCAGUGGGAGGAGGCUUUUUCCUUCUUCAGAUUGCAAACCACACAGGAUACAUCAAGGUGGACUGGAACCUAAUACAGCGGGACAUGAACAAAGCCAAGCAGCAGCUGAAAUUUCACACCAGUGGUGACAAAAUGCCUCCAGAAGUGAAAAGCAGAGUGGAUGAGGUGGUCAUAUUUCUGAAGAAGAAUGCUAUCCUGACUGGAGGGUUUGCUGGAGGAUUCUUGUUUGGAAUGGCAUCCUAGAAGCUGCACUCCCAUGCCCAACUUCCCCUCCCCUCCUCUACUGCUGUUAUCUCUCACUUAGAAGUCAAAGGAUGUUGCCAACAGACUCAGUCCCAUCUGCUCACAGGUUCCAGCCCUUAUUUCUUACAAUGCUGCUUCUGAUUUCCACCUUUUUCUUCUGUCUGGGCUGUUAGUGUGCUGGGCUUGGUCUGGAAGCUCACAACUCCCAGUGUAUCAUGAUUUCCCACCAAAUAUCCCCAGACUCAAAUUUUCUAAUGAGUUUCAACUUCAUAAAAAUGUAGUGGCAGAGAAACCUCUUAAAUGUGCUUCUUGCAGGUGCUCAGGACUGUUAUAUGUACCUUUGUCUGCCAGUAUAUUGUGUCAGCUCUGCACCACAAUUUAGCUGUCAGUAUUCCUGCCCUGGUAACUGGACCACCUCUGCUUCCCUCUGCACAGAGGUGAUCUGUGCAAUCCAAAAUGUGGUUGACAAUCCUGGGGUGGAUGCAGAAGUGUCAAAGCUGCCUGAGCUGUGUCCAGGACAGGGGAAUAUGGAUUUUCCUGCCCUCCCCCUGCUGUUUCACUGCACAUAGGUGGCCAUUUGGCUUUGUCUCUGCUGGUGUCCUUCCCCAUACUGGAAUUGCAGCACUGGCACUGCUGAUGGAAACAGCACUGAGGCUGACUCUCCAAGCCCUUUUCUCAUCAUGUGUUCUGAAAGUCACCAAGUUCUGUUCUGCAGAACCACCUGACUGCUCAGCCCUUGAGGCUCUCUCCUGCUUCCAGCAGGCCCAGUCUGGCUGUGUCACAUGGGGGCAUUUCAGCUGUGCCACUUAGUGUAAAUCACUCUGGGCCUCUGACUGGGCUUUCCAUGUGUGCCACAGCCUUCUCUGGUCACUUUGGCAUUGGUGAUGCUCCUUGAGCUGUAAUCAUGUGGGACAGGAUUGUAGACAGGAAAUGCAUCCCUGCUCAGGGUACACUGUACUGGUCCAGGUCCCUGUUGCCAGCUGUACUGGAGAAAGGAGGAUGAUGUGAAAUCUGGAGUGCAGUCCUUUACUUGCCUCUGAAGGGCACAAAUUCCUUCUCCCUGGUCUCUGCAAGCAACUGAAAUGACAAAACUUUAGUGAAAACCAGACCAUGCUCUUGUGAGAGCAGUUCAUUUCAUAUUUCUGCCUCAGUUAUGUUCCUUCCUUCUUUGUGUUUGCCAUUUCCACAAGAAAGGCUCUUUGCUUAACUCCAUCAGCUGCAGCCCUUCUCCUGCAGGAGAUGAGGCUCCCCAGGUGCAGAGCUCAGUCUGACUCAGUGCAUUGUGUGCAGUACAGACAAACAUCCCCCAGGGCAUUCUGCAAGCACAGAGACUUGUCUGACAACGUGGUGAUGUCCUCCAGCAGGUAUAGGAAGGAGUUCUUGCCCAGAAUGUGGUAUUUUGUGUGAAAGUCAGCUCAUCUUUCCACGGGAAACAUGGUAGGGAGCAAUGGCAAUCAUGGGUGGGUGGUUUGCAGCACCUGGCUCAGCAUCUGCACCCCAUUUCCAGUGUGUGCAAAGGCUUUGUGAUCUGCUGCUCUCAGUGUGGCUGGGAAGGGGAUCCUGCCCUGA